AUGACUAACCUUGAAUAAAUUAAACAUUUAUAUUGGCAUGGGAACUUUGGAUAGAAUAAUAAGAGGGUUGGAUAUUGGAUGGCUACAUGGGAUGGAGAGGCUUUGAGAAAUGUUGGAGGACAUUACAAUGAUGAUGGUAGAAAGUAGGGUAAUUGGGUAGAGAUAGUAUCAAGAUUUUGUGCUUAGUGUAUUUUGACUAUUUAAUAUUACAGCUUACGUUUAUGAAAUAGGAGAAUAUGAGAAUGGCUAAAGAACGGGAAGAUGGAAAUAUGUCUAUUAAAAUAAAAAGAUGUAAUAAUAAUUCUCAAUUAAAGUGGUGGGGGUGAGUAUAGUUAAUAUUGUGAAAAAUAUGGGCGUUGGAAAGAACUAUAGAAUAGAUUUCAGAGUUGUUCUUAAGUCUUUUAUUAUGGAGAGUAUAAAAAUUGUAAGAAAUUUGGUAGAUAGAACAUUUAGUGGACAAACCUUGUAAUAAUAAACUAGAAUAAAUGUAAAAUCAUUAGUUAAAGUUGAAAAAUAGCGGUUACCAAUCAUAUGAUGAAUAAGGCAAAGGUAUAUAAGUAGGUAUGUGGAUCGAGUUGUCAGAUGAAUUUUAUGUUAAUUCUUAAGUAACAUAUAAUGGUGAAUAUAAAAAUGGGAAAAAAGUUGGUAGGUGGGAAAUUAUGUUUAGGGAGCAUUCAAAUUGUCCAUUUUAUUUAAUGUAAAUUAUAAUAUACUUAAUUAUAUUCAGAGGGGGUGGAUCAUAUGAUGAACGAGGGGAAGGGGUUAAAAUAGGCCAAUGGAUUGAGUUAUUUGAUGGAUUUAAUAAUGAUUCCUAAGUCACAUAUAGUGGGCACUAUAAAAAUGGGAAAAAAGUUGGCAGAUGGGAUGCUAAGUUUAGGGAACAUUCAAAUUAUCCAUUUUAAUUAAUGUAAAAUUAUCAUGUGCAUAAUUAUAUUUAGUGGGGGCGGAUCAUAUUAUUUAAUAAGUGAGGGAAUUAAGCUUGGUAGAUGGAUUGAGCUUUCAGAUGGAUUUUAUAAUCAUUCUUAAGCCACAUAUGUUGGUGAAUAUACAAAUGGUAAAAAGGUUGGUAGAUGGGAUAUUAUGUUUAGGGAGCAUUCAAAUUGUCCAUUUCAAUUGAUGUAAAUUAAUAUUCUUAUAAUUUUGUAAAGUGGUGGAGGUUCAUUUGAUCAUAAAUGUAAUCAAAUUAAGUAGGGUACAUGGAUCGAGCUUUCAGAUGAUUUUUAGAAUGAAUCUCCAGUUGUUUAUGCUGGUCAAUAUUAAAAUGGUAAAAAGGUAGAUAGAUGGGAGAUUUUAUUAUUGGAUUUUAGGACCCAAAAAAGUAGCUGCAUGUAAAAAGUUUAUAAAGAUUUUGUAAUUUAAAAUAUAUAGUGGUGGUGGUUCAUUUGAUAAGCAUGAAUUUCCGUUAAAAUAGGGUAAAUGGAUUGACCUGUCAGACGGAUUUUCUAAUGAUUUUUAAGUAACAAAUAUAGGUGAAUAUAAAAAUGGGAAAAAAAUAGGUAGAUGGAAUAUUAUNAGAGGGUUGGAUAUUGGAUGGCUACAUGGGAUGGAGAGGCUUUGAGAAAUGUUGGAGGACAUUACAAUGAUGAUGGUAGAAAGUAGGGUAAUUGGGUAGAGAUAGUAUCAAGAUUUUGUGCUUAGUGUAUUUUGACUAUUUAAUAUUACAGCUUACGUUUAUGAAAUAGGAGAAUAUGAGAAUGGCUAAAGAACGGGAAGAUGGAAAUAUGUUUAUUAAAAUAAAAAGAUGUAAUAAUAAUUCUCAAUUAAAGUGGUGGGGGUUUAUAUAGUUAAUAAGGUGAAAAAUAUGGGCAUUGGAAAGAACUAUAGAAUAGAUUUCAGAAUUGUUCUUAAGUCUUUUAUUAUGGAGAGUAUAAAAAUUGUAAGAAAUUUGGUAGAUGGAACAUUUAGUGGACAAACCCUUGUAAUAAUAAACCAGAAUAAAUGUAAAAUCAUUAUUUAAAGUUGAAAAUUAGCGGUUACCAAUCAUAUGAUGAAUAAGGCAAUGGUAUAUAAGUAGGUAUUUGGAUCGAGUUGUCAGAUGAAUUUAAUGUUAAUUCUUAAGUAACAUAUAAUGGUGAAUAUAAAAAUGGGAAAAAAGUUGGUAGGUGGGAAAUUAUGUUUAGGGAGCAUUCAAAUUGUCCAUUUUAUUUAAUGUAAAUUAUAAUAUACUUAAUUAUAUUCAGAGGGGGUGGAUCAUAUGAUGAACGAGGGGAAGGGGUUAAAAUAGGCCAAUGGAUUGAGUUAUUUGAUGGAUUUAAUAAUGAUUCCUAAGUCACAUAUAGUGGGCACUAUAAAAAUGGGAAAAAAGUUGGCAGAUGGGAUGCUAAGUUUAGGGAACAUUCAAAUUAUCCAUUUUAAUUAAUGUAAAAUUAUCAUGUGCAUAAUUAUAUUUAGUGGGGGCGGAUCAUAUUAUUUAAUAAGUGAGGGAAUUAAGCUUGGUAGAUGGAUUGAGCUUUCAGAUGGAUUUUAUAAUCAUUCUUAAGCCACAUAUGUUGGUGAAUAUACAAAUGGUAAAAAGGUUGGUAGAUGGGAUAUUAUGUUUAGAGAGCAUUCAAAUUGUCCAUUUCAAUUGAUGUAAAUUAAUAUUCUUAUAAUUUUGUAAAGUAGUGGAGGAUCAUUUGAUCAUGAAUGUAAUCAAAUUAGGUAGGGUACAUGGAUCGAGCUUUCAGAUGAUUUUUAGAAUAAAUCUCCAGUAGUUUAUGCUGGUCAAUAUUAAAAUGGUAAAAAGGUAGAUAGAUGGGAGAUUUUGUUGUUGGAUUUUAGGACCCAAAAAAGUAGCUGUAUUUAAAAAGCUUAUAAAGAUUUUGUAAUUUAAAAUAUUUAGUGGUGGUUCAUUUGAU
This is a messenger RNA of Paramecium octaurelia, 2837 nucleotides long. NCBI's taxonomy places the organism in Eukaryota, Ciliophora, Oligohymenophorea, Peniculida, Parameciidae. The record is from the annotation of a GenBank genome assembly.